ACUGGGCAUGGUUAACCGCACAAAGUGUGUCAGUACUUGUCAGAGUAAAAGGCAAGUAAAAGUGCAUGUGUUAACAUUUGGUUGCUGGAGAUCUGAUGUGCUGAACACGACUGAAAAAGUGAAAGAAGGAAAAACAUGGAAGUAAUAUUUAGCAGAAAAUCUGCAAAUGAGCAUUCAGGUGAUUCACGUGAUCUGAGGAUUGUGCUGCUGGGAGUCUCUGGAGCUGGAAAGAGCACAAUAGGAAAUGCAAUACUGGGUCGAGAUGCAUUUAAAGAGAGCAGAACCAGAGAGAGUGAGAUACAGACAGGAAUAAUAGAAAACAAAAACAUCUCCAUCAUUGACACGCCAGGAUUCUUCAACACUCAUCUGACUGAUGAAGAGCUGCAGGAGCAGAUGAUGACAAGUUUGCAUCUCUCAGAUCCUGGUCCUCACGUGUUUCUGCUCAUCAUCAACCUAGAGACCUUCAGAGAGGACAAGAGGAACAUUGUAGAAAAGAUUCAGGAGAUCUUUGGAGCUCAAGUGUUUAAAUUCACAAUGGUUCUGGUCACUGGGAGAGAAAAAAUGUCAAGAAAAGAAUGGAUGAUCUUUAUACUUGAGACAAAAUUUCAACAGUUCAUCAGUCACUGCAGAGAUAAUUAUCAUGCAAUCAACAGUAAAAGUGAGAUAAAUCGAUCUCACAUCACAAAACUUCUGGAGAAGAUUGAUGAAACUGUCAAACAGAAUAAUAACCAGCAUUAUAGUAAUGAUAUUCACUUAAUGUCUCGAACAAACAGUGUAAGAAUAAAGAAAAAUCAAGAAGAAAGAAUCAAAGAAGAAAAAGACAGAAACAAAGAGCAAAAUAAUGAGAUAAGACAAGAGCAAAUAAAAAUAGUGCAGGAGACAUUUGAAAUAGAAAGUGUAAUGGCAGAAAAAACCAAAAAGCACAGUAUUAUUUCUCAGGUGAGAGAAACAGGGAGAGCCCAAGUGUUUGCUGAAGGGAAGGUGGGUCAUACAUCAGCAGUAAGAUUACUGACAAACUUAUUUGAAAGAAUGGAGGAAAAAAAUGCAGUCCAGACACCAAUAACUGGAAAAAUCAGCAGAAUAUGGGGCCAGAAGACACAAAUGACAACAACAGAACAACAUUUGACAGAAGCAGGUAAGAAUGUUUAA
Molecule: messenger RNA, 1149 nt
Organism: Labeo rohita (rohu)
Lineage: Eukaryota; Metazoa; Chordata; Actinopteri; Cypriniformes; Cyprinidae
Product: GTPase IMAP family member 6-like
Exons: 3
Coding region: 136-1149 (337 amino acids)
Molecular function (GO): GTP binding
Source: RefSeq, a predicted model, not a curated record